UUUGGGACAAGCUGCAGGCAGGACUCUAAAGUUAGGAGCUCUGACUUCUGACAAGAUGCUGGACUGGAGAUUGGUGAGUGCCCACUUCAUUCUGGCUGUGCUUGUGAUGCUAUGGGGCUCAGGAAAGGUAUCCUCCAUGGACUUAGCAUCAGAGGAGACUGGAACAGCAAGCUUGCAGUCGCCACCCACAGCCAGAGAAGAGAAGUCAGCCACUGAGCUCGCAGCUAAGCUCCUGCUUCUUGAUGAUCUGGUAUCCUUGGAGAAUGAUGUAUUUGAGACCAAGAAAAAAAGAAGCUUCUCUGGCUUUGGGUCUCCCCUUGACAGACUCUCAGCUGGGUCUGUAGAGCAUAGAGGGAAACAAAGGAAAGCAGUUGAUCAUUCAAAAAAGCGGUUUGGCAUUCCCAUGGAUCGGAUUGGUAGAAACCGGCUCUCCAGUUCCAGAGGCUGAUGGAUUAUCUUCAUGCGACAUAUUUGUGUGAAAUGCCACAGAACUAUAGAAAACACUUCAGUGAAGUUCUUCACUAGCCCUUUUCUCAAGAAACUGACCUUCUGCAAAUCUUCCCAAAGCUUGAUCCUCCUCAACUCGUCAUGUCAUAGUGUUGCUAUGGUUUCAGUUGAGUUGUGCAGGUCAUUUCAGUGCAUAGAUAUCUUUGAAAAUUUUGUUUCAGUGACUCAUAAAUGGUAAUGUGGCCCCUGAACCUACUUUUUAAAACAGCAGUCAAAUAUAGCACAUUUUCUUGCCAUUAUCAUUUUCACAUUUCAUUUAUGCAAUCUACUUUCUAGUAACAUAAUGUUUAAAGAUCUGAUGAUGUAAAAAAAAUAAGAAAUGAGCACAUAAUGAUUUAUAUAGGGUUUUUUUUAGUUUUUCUGAAGUUUGUCAAAUUGUUGAAAACUUCAACUCCAAGCUUAGAGAAAAAGACAUUACAUUUAUGUUUGCUUAAACUGUGGCAGAAGGCUGUAGCAAAGGCAAAUAAAUUUUGAGAAAUCUGAGCAAUUGUGUUCUUUAGUAACUAAUAACUAAUAGUUAGUUUAUGGAAAGCUAAUAUAAUUGGCCCAUAUGAAAUAUUCUGCCAAACUCUGAAUUUAAAACUUAUUUGAAAAGAAGUUACUGCCUCUCUUGCUUACUUUUACCAGCCUAGGGGUGAAUUGUGGAAUUGUUUCCUAUGGUAGCAACUUUUCUUUUUUUCUUUCUAUUUUUCUUUUUUGUCUUCAUCUAAUGUCUAUAAGCUAAAAAUCCAACCAAGUAGUGCUCUGUGCUUUUUAUUUUAAAAAGGUAUUAAAAUCAACGUCAGUCUA
Messenger RNA from Grammomys surdaster, 1296 nucleotides. RefSeq names its product osteocrin (gene Ostn). The coding region runs from base 56 to 448 and encodes 130 amino acids. Gene Ontology annotation, biological process: hormone-mediated signaling pathway. The record is from RefSeq and is a predicted model, not a curated record. NCBI's taxonomy places the organism in Eukaryota, Metazoa, Chordata, Mammalia, Rodentia, Muridae. The transcript has 5 exons. Gene Ontology annotation, molecular function: signaling receptor binding.